Molecule: messenger RNA, 4873 nt
Organism: Petromyzon marinus (sea lamprey)
Lineage: Eukaryota; Metazoa; Chordata; Hyperoartia; Petromyzontiformes; Petromyzontidae
Gene: HSPA5
Product: heat shock protein family A (Hsp70) member 5
Molecular function (GO): ATP-dependent protein folding chaperone; ATP binding
Source: RefSeq, a predicted model, not a curated record
GCGGCAACGGGUAGGAGGUGCCCGUCCGUCAUUCGCAGAGCAACGUAGAGAGUUGAACCUUGCUCGUGGUGGUGGAGGAGGCUUCGUGGUCCCGUGAGCGCUAAGUGAUAAUUGCCAAUCAGGUGAUAACCGACCGGUGGGGGUUGUGUGUAGGUCUCCAUUUGACGAAGGCGGUUUAAAUCCGUUGGGAAGGGGCUAAGGCGAGCCGGGCGAAGACGAGGCCAAGUCUACGGUACAGCCAAGGAGCGGGUGUCGCCAUAACCCAACUGAGAGCGAUGGCGCCAGGGAGGGUGGCGCUGGUGGUGGCGGUGGCGGUGUGCUGCGUGGCGCUGUGCCGCGCAGCCGAGGACGACAAGGAGAAGGAGAACAUGGGCACGGUGAUCGGCAUCGACCUGGGCACCACCUACUCGUGCGUGGGCGUCUUCAAGAACGGCCGCGUGGAGAUAAUCGCCAACGACCAGGGGAACCGCAUCACGCCGUCGUACGUCGCCUUCACGGCCGAGGGGGAGCGUCUCAUCGGCGACGCCGCCAAGAACCAGCUGACCUCCAACCCCGAGAACACCGUGUUCGACGCCAAGCGGCUCAUUGGGCGCUCGUGGACGGACCCCACCGUGCAGCACGACAUCAAGUUCUGGCCCUUCACGGUUCUGGAGAAGAAGGGGAAACCCCACAUCCAGGUUGAGGUGAUAGCCGGCGAGUCCAAGACCUUCGCCCCGGAGGAGAUCUCGGCCAUGGUGCUCACCAAGAUGAAGGAGACGGCCGAGGCCUACCUGGGCAAGAAGGUGACCCACGCGGUGGUGACCGUGCCCGCCUACUUCAACGACGCCCAGCGACAGGCCACCAAGGAUGCUGGCACCAUCGCCGGCCUCAACGUGCUGCGCAUCAUCAAUGAGCCGACUGCGGCGGCCAUCGCCUACGGGCUGGACAAGAAGGAGGGCGAGAAGAACAUCCUGGUGUUCGACCUGGGUGGGGGCACCUUUGACGUGUCGCUGCUCACCAUCGACCACGGCGUGUUUGAGGUGGUGGCCACCAACGGAGACACCCAUCUUGGUGGCGAGGACUUUGACCAGCGCGUGAUGGAGCACUUCAUCAAGCUGUACAAGAAGAAGACUGGCAAGGAUGUGCGCAAGGACCACCGGGCAGUGCAGAAGCUCCGCCGCGAGGUGGAGAAGGCAAAGCGCACGCUCUCCACGCAGCACCAGGCGCGCAUCGACAUCGAGUCCUUCUACGACGGUGACGACUUCUCCGAGACGCUCACGCGCGCAAAGUUCGAGGAGCUCAACAUGGACCUGUUCCGCUCGACGAUGAAGCCGGUGCAGAAGGUGAUGGAGGACUCGGACCUGAAGAAGACCGACAUCGACGAGAUCGUGCUGGUGGGCGGCUCGACGCGCAUCCCCAAGAUCCAGCAGCUGGUGAAGGAGCUGUUCAACGGCAAGGAGCCCUCGCGCGGCAUCAACCCUGACGAGGCGGUGGCCUACGGCGCCGCCGUGCAGGCUGGCGUGCUGUCCGGGGAGGACAACACCGGCGACCUGGUGCUGCUGGACGUGUGUCCCCUGACCCUGGGCAUCGAGACGGUGGGUGGCGUCAUGACCAAGCUGAUCCCCCGCAACACCGUGGUGCCCACCAAGAAGUCGCAGAUCUUCUCGACGGCCGCCGACAACCAGCCCACCGUCACCAUCCAGGUGUUUGAGGGCGAGCGCCCCAUGACCAAGGACAACCACCUGCUGGGCAAGUUCGACCUGACGGGUAUCCCGCCAGCCCCGCGCGGGGUCCCCCAGAUCGAGGUGACCUUCGAGAUCGACGUCAACGGCAUCCUUCGCGUGUCCGCCGAGGACAAGGGCACGGGCAACAAGAACAAGAUCACCAUCACCAACGACCAGAACCGCCUGACGCCCGAGGAGAUUGAGAGGAUGGUGUCGGACGCGGAGCGCUUUGCCGACGACGACAAGCGAGUAAAGGAGCGUGUGGAGGCGCGCAACGAGCUGGAGAGCUACGCCUACUCGCUCAAAAACCAGAUCGGCGACAAGGAGAAGCUGGGCGGCAAGCUGUCGGACGAGGACCGCGAGACCGUCGAGAAGGCCGUGGAGGACAAGAUCGCCUGGCUCGAGGGCCACCAGGAGGCUGACACGGACGACUUCAAGGCGCAGAAGAAGGAGCUGGAGGAGGUGGUGCAGCCCAUCGUGAGCAAGCUGUACGGCGGAGCGGGGGCCGGUCCCGGUGGGGAGGACGAGGGGGGAGAGGAAGGGGGGGACAAGGACGAGCUGUGAGGCGGUGAUGGCGGGAGGCGGAGUAGGAACGACAUCCCCGGCGAUCGCCACCACCUCUCCGUCGGCCAACCACGACCUCUCUGGACUCUGUAAAGUUUACGCUGUGUUUGUUGCCUUUUUUUUUUGUCGUUCAAUGAUUUUGAGCUGGAGAGAGACUGUGCCCCCCCCACACCCCUACAUUGGUUUGGGUUCAUCGGAUAUUUAAACCCUGCCUGUGUUGGGCCCAUAGCACUUGCGGUGGGGUGGACCCCCUAGAGCUGCUUGUGGUGGGCUCAAAUCUGCAUGUGGUGUGGGUCAUGCCACCCAGGAGACGGUGGUGGUGCCAGUGCCGGCUUUGCCCCCUUCUUCCCCCACCUCUUUCCCUUGUUCAGCCGGGGAUUCGUCAAACGCGAGUUUGUCGGAGCAGCACCGCCGUAUGGUCACCAAGCGGCCCGGCCUCUCCCGGUGUGCUCCAAGGUGCCCAGGAUAGAGAGGGGUGGGGGGGGGCUAUGGUGGGGUUGCGUUAUUGAGAGGAUUCCUCGGUUUAAGUUAUUGCAGCAGCGACGGCGACCGUUCAGACCGAUGCAGUGGGGGACUCGACGGCAAAACCGAGAAUAAACGGAAACGCGAGAGGCCCGCGUGUGACCCGUGUUUUUUUACAAGCGCCCGGUCUGCCUUCGGUGCAAUUCUGAUGCUCCACACUGCAACAACCCCGAUUCUAAAAUCUUUAUUUAGACUGCAUUAGUGAAUCCGAUGAGUUGCCAAUGAAGCUAGUUUUUUUUUUUUCAAACGGUGAGUUACAACGGCAAGCAAUGCAAAAAACCCGAUGGGUGUACAAAAUAGAGAAGAUGGUCGGAAAGUUGCGACGAAGACAAUUCGUUGUAUACAUUCUGUUCUAUAACGUGGCAGUAGUGGCAUUCCUGCAGAACACCGCGUUAUGGCAUAAUUGCGUAACAAAUAACAUAGAGCAAAGCAGUCUGCGAUAGCACAUGAUGUGUAAUGCAGGCCGGACAAACACCGAGGGUGCUGUGGGGUGGAUCCAGCAGCAUCCCAGUGUCUGACGUUACACCGAGGCAGCUGUAUUACAACCACUUAGUCCUACCCGUGCGACGUAUUUCUUGUCGCUCUAUUGUGUUUAUAUAGCCAAUUUGCGUUUAUUAAAACACGCGAUUAUAGAACGGACUCGGAUGCAUCAAGAUUGCACAAGGCAACGACAAGGCAGUCCCAGACCCCACCAAGCGCAACUGGGUCCCGUGUUGAACGUAUGGAGUGACGCUUCACAUUUGGGGGUCAAGCCGCUCGUGCUUGCGUCUCCUACGCAGUGUGCGCGACGAUCCUUGGGCAUGCUUGUGCUGUGUGUAACGGCCUCGUCUACGCUACAACGCGGGGCUGGUGAGGAAUCCUUGAGCGUCGCCUCUGCAAACGCAUUUGUCCUGUCACGCACAUGGCCUGGUAUCCCGCUAUACUGUAAAUCGGCUGUGAUCCAUCCACUGCUGGAUGAAGGGCCCCCACCCCAAGCUCUCACCACCUCUCGCAAUCCCACGAUUUGUAAAAAAAUAAUCCACCCGACCAGCUGCUCUGUGCACACGAGCAGAUUUUUAACACGGCUCCAUCUCCCUUACCUAUAUGACGAGUGAACACUGGGCUGUUGCCUGUACUGAAUAAGAGUAACCAGCCAAACAUUUUAGUGGUGUAAUAACCCAGCCACUUGGCCUCCCAGGCUGGUGUGCUGUUUUUGGCAAGGCCUUCUGCACGCAAACACCGCUCUGGUGAUGUGGGCAAGGCAGUUUGGGGACACUGCAGUUGCCAGCCUGCAGACAUUGCGACGGGCCGUCUUAUACUUACGAGGAUAUUUGUUCAGGAGAGGGUUUUUGGGGUUGAACGAAAAAUGUAUAAUUGGGGGGGGGUACUGGAGACGUGGGGAAGUAACGGUGACUGACCGGCGAGUGUGUCGGGGUGAAGUGUUGGAAUAAUUUUACUUUGGGUUUCCCCACGUGCUUUUUACCGUUUGUAAAAAAACACAUUGCAGCAGUUGCGGCGCGGUUUAAUUUGUGAAGAUUAGAACGCAGGCGUGUGUUUUAACUUUGCGUGUCACCACUAACAAUUGCACACAUUUUCUGUCUCUGCUGUUGGGCGGAAGAAGAGCGUUUUGGUCCAUUUUCCCACGGUGCCCCCCACACUCCCUUCCUCCCCCUGAGGUCUGGGCCCAGCCGCUUUUCCAUGGCCAGGCCCCACCGGGUUACCCCACGAGAUUUCUCCAAUUAUACCGGUUGGCCGUGGAAAUCAAUUCCGGUGCCACCCACGCCUCGCUUCCCCCGGAGUCUUGCUCCGUUCUGGCUCAAGCGUCUGCUCCUGGCCCCACGGGCUCCUGGUGCCACCACCCCCUGUGCCCCUCCACCCCCCUCGCCUGGGGGAGGGGGGUGGGGGGGGGGUUAUUUAUGCUCUGCGCUACCGCUUGGAAUUCUCCCCUGCCGCCUUUGUUUUCCCUCUACUGCCUCAUUUUUGCGAGGUCCACACGCGCCCCCCCGCCCCCCCCCACUACUGAUCUGCGUGCGCCCUCUGCCGUCGGCCGAGUGCGUUCUGUCAAACCCCGGAAUUGUCAAAAGUAAAGUUUUUACAGAAAUCGC